Molecule: messenger RNA, 3367 nt
Organism: Eubalaena glacialis (North Atlantic right whale)
Lineage: Eukaryota; Metazoa; Chordata; Mammalia; Artiodactyla; Balaenidae
Product: exportin-6-like
Biological process (GO): protein export from nucleus
Molecular function (GO): small GTPase binding; nuclear export signal receptor activity
Source: RefSeq, a predicted model, not a curated record
CAUGGCAUCUGAAGAAGCCUCUCUCGGGGCAUUGGAAAGUCUGAUGGCAGAGUUUUUCCACGACUGUACAACCAAUGAAAGAAAACGUGAGAUAGAGGAACUUCUUGAUAACUUUGCUCAGCAAAUAGGAGCCUGGAGAUUCUGCCUGUAUUUUCUCUCCAGCACUAGGAAUGACUAUGUAAUGAUGUACAGUUUAACGGUUUUUGAGAAUCUGAUCAAUAAAAUGUGGCUUGGGGUCCCAUCUCAGGAUAAGAUGGAAAUCCGUAGCUGCCUGUCCAAACUCCUCUUGGCUCACCGCAAAACCUUACCUUACUUCAUCUGGAACAAGCUCUGCAAAGUGAUUGUUGACAUUGGCCGUCAAGAUUGGCCCAUAUUCUACCAUGACUUUUUUACUAACACUUUACAGUUGAUCCAGUCCCCUGUGACAACUCCCCUCGGGCUGAUCAUGUUGAAGACAACUUCAGAAGAGCUGGCUUGUCCCAGUGAGGACCUCAGCGUGGCUCGGAAGGAGGAGUUGCGAAAGCUGCUGCUGGAACAGGUGCAGACAGUGCUUGGGCUACUGACAGGUAUCUUGGAGACUGUCUGGGACAAACACAGCGUGACUGCCACCACCCCACCACCAUCCCCGACCUCAGGAGAAAGUGGUGACUUACUGAGUAACCUGUUGCAGAGUCCUGGUUCAGCCAAACUGUUGAAUCAGCCAAUCCCCAUCCUUGAUGCGGAGAGUGAGUAUAUCUGUUCCUUGGCCUUGGAGUGCCUGGCCCAUCUCUUCAGUUGGAUUCCUCUGUCUGCCAGCAUCAUCCCGUCCCUCCUUACCACCAUCUUCCACUUUGCCUGCUUUGGCUGUGACAUCCGGGCCAGAAAGAUGGCAUCGGUUAACGGCAGCAGCCAGAACUGUGUGUCGGGUCAGGAGUGCGGCCGGCUUGAGGUCCUGGCCAUGUCCUGCAUCAAUGAACUCAUGUCCAAGAACUGUGUGCCUGUGGAAUUCGAGGACUACUUACUGCAUAUGUUCCAGCAGACUUUCCACCUCCUGCAGAAAAUCACCAAGGAUAACAAUGCCCACACGGUGAAGAGAAGGCUAGAAGAACUCGAUGAGAGCUACAUCGAGAAGUUUACUGACCUUCUGCAGCUCUUUGUGAGUGUUCACCUAAGAAGAAUCGAGUCCUACUCCCAGUUCCCCAUGGUGGAGUUUUUGACAGUUUUGUUCAAAUACACAUUUCAUCAGCCUACUCAUGAAGGUUACUUCUCUUGUUUGGAUAUCUGGACGCUCUUUUUGGACUAUCUGACAAGGAAAACGAAAAGCCGUCUGGGAGACAAGGAAGCAGUUCUCAACAGGUACGAAGACGCCCUAGUCCUCUUGCUCAUGGAGGUGUUGAAUCGAAUCCAUUUCAGAUACAACUAGGCCCAGCUGGAGGAGUUGGAUGACAAAACUCUGCAUGACGAUCAGCAGACAGAGUGGCAGUGGUACUUACGCCAGAGCUUGGAGGUAGUGGCCAAAGUGAUGGAGCUCCUUCCCACACAUGCCUUCUCAACACUGUUCCCAGUUCUUCAGGACAAUUUAGAAGUUUAUCUGGGGUCACAGCAGUUUAUAGUUACUUCAGGGUCAGGACACAGGUUGAACAUCACAGCAGAGAACGACUGCCAGCGGCUGCACUGUUCCCUGCGAGACCUGAGCUCCCUCCUGCAGGCUGUGGGCCACCUAGCCGAGUACUUCAUCGGGGACGUGUUCGCAGUGCGCUUCAGCGACGCCCUCACGGUGGUGGAGAGGUUGGUCAAAGUCACUUUGUAUGGAUUUCAGAUUAAAUUGUACAACAUUGAGACUGCCGUGCCAUCAGUAUUGAAGCCUGAUCUCAUUGACGUGCAUGCUUAGCCCCUGGCUGCUCUGCAGGCUUACGCUCACUGGCUAGCACAGUACUGCAGCGAGGCUCAUCGGCAGAAUACGCAGCCGUUCGUUACGCUCAUCUCCACCACCAUGGAUACAGUCACAGCUCUGAUCAGCACCAAGGUCCGAGACAAAUUGCUGCUAUCUGCGUGCCAUUCACUGGUCUCACUGGCCACCACUGUGCGACUUCUGAUCAGCAUCCCUGCAGUACAGAAAGUAUUCAACAGAAUCACGGAUGCCUCUACCCAGCAGCUUGUUGACAAGGCUCAGGUGUUGGUGUGCCGAGCCCUCUGUAACAUCCUGUUGCUUCCAUGGCCAAACAUCCCAGAGAAUGAGCAGCAGUGGCCUGUCCGCUCCAUCAACCAUGCCAGCCUCACCUCUGCGCUCUCUCGGGAUUAUUGCAACCUGAAGCCCAAUGCUGUCGCCCCGCAGAGGAAGAUGCCCCUGGAUGACACCAAAGUGAUUAUCCACCAGACACUUAGUGUCUUAGAAGAUAUUGUGGAGAAUAUCUCUGGGGAAUCCGCCAAGUCCCAACAGAUCUCCUACCGGUCCCUGCAGGAAUCCGUUCAAGUCUCCCCGGCCUUUCCAGCUUUUAUCCAUCAGUCAGAUGUGUCUGAUGAGAUGCUAAGCUUCUUCCCCACUCUGUUUCGAGGCCUUAGAGUACAGAUGGGCGUGCCUUUCACUGAGCAGAUCAUACAGACUUUCCUCAAUAUGUUUACCAGAGAACGGUUGGCCGAGAGCAUCCUCCACGAAGGCAGUACUGGCUGCCGGGUGGUUGAGAAGUUCCUGAAGAUCCUGCAGGUGGUGGUCCAGGAACCUGGCCAGGUGUUCAAGCCCUUCCUCCCCAGCAUCAUCUCCCUGUGCAUAGAGCAGGUGUAUCCCGUCAUCACCGAGCGCCGCUCCCCUGAUGUGAAGGCUGAGCUGUCUGAGCUCCUCUUCCAGAUGCUCCAUCACACCUGGAGGUGCUUCUUCAAGUCCACCGUCCUGGCCAGUGUCCAGAGGGGGAUUGCUGAGGAGCAGCUGGAGAAUGAGCCUCAGUGCAGUGCCAUCAUGCAGGCUUUUGGACAGUCCUUUCUCCAGCCUGACAUCUACCUAUUUAAAUAAAAUCUCUUUUACUUGGAGACUCUCAACACCAAGCGGAAGCUGUACCAGAAGAUCUUCCGGACCACCAUGCUCUUUCAGUUUGUGAACGUGCUGCUCCAGAUCCUGGUUCACAAGUCCCACGACCUCCUGCAGGAGGAGAUUGGCAUUGCCAUUUACAGCAUGGCCUCUGUGGACUUUGAUGGCUUCUUCGCGGCCUUCCUCCCAGAGUUCCUGACCAGCUGUGAUGGUGUGGAUGCCAACCAGAAAAAUGUGCUGGGGCGGAAUUUCAAGAUGGAUGGGGACCUGCCCUCAUUCACCCAGAAUGUGCACAGCCUGGUCAACGACCUGCGUUACUACAGACUCUGCAACGACAGGCUGCCCCCCGGCACCGUGAAGCUCUAG